AAGGGGGAGGGGAAAGAGAGAGACAGAGAGAGAGACAGACAGAGAGAGGGAGGGAGAGAGAGAGGGGCUGUGAUCAGUGACUGCGGCAGUGGAUACACUGUGUGUCAGGCGGAUACAUUGUACAGCGAGCGGAUACAUUGUUGCCCCUGACUGGAUACAGUCUCCACGUUCCACCCAUGUAUCAACAGCACCGGGAGCAGAGGCGAGUCACCGACUCGGAGAAGAGCCGCUGUGCCGCGGUUUUUCAGGAGUGUGAUUCGGGUCGGAGCGGAUACCUGAGCAGGGAGGACCUGAAAGUCGCCGUGGUGUCGAUGUUUGGAUACAAGCCGUCGAAGAUGGAGACGGACAUGCUGAUGACUUCAGUGCCAGAGGACAACCAUUUGCCAGGCUUGCCUCUGGACCAGUUCACAAGCCUCAUGUGCAGCAAGCUGGCAGCCAUGGACCCAUAUGAAGAAUCAAGGCAGAUCUUCUCGGCAUUUGAUGUCCACUGUCGUAGUUUUUUGACAGUGGAGGAUUUUAAGAGGGCGUUCGCAAAAGUGGCUCCACAUCUAUCCGAACAAACUGUGCUCGAAGCCUUCAGGGAAGUGGAUCGGGACUCGGACGGUCGCGUCAGCUUCAGGGACUUUGAGAUGGUGAUGGGCCACCAGUAGGAAGGCGAUGACGGCUGGAAUGAGGACAAGGACUUCAACCCUCGACCCGAUUGUGUCUGUAGUUCCUGUUCGAUGUGUGUGUGUGUGUGUGUGUGCGACUGAACCCUGAACUGUCGUGUUUAGCAGGGGAGGGUCACUUCCGCAAAGUCUAUUGUGAUGAAACGUGCCUCCGUCCAAGUUGGCCCCAACCAACAUGUGCUUUGAGAGUGUGGACCUCAUUAGCUCUCUGACAUGGGGACCCUGGGCCUACUCUGUGAUAGAUAGAACAUCGAUCUAUCACAGAAGCACUUUGUGACUUUUUUUUAAAAUUAAGAAGUCACUCCAACACCGCGUCUCUUUUUUGUUUUGUAAACCAGCACCUGCUGUUCCUUGUGCCUGCGGGAAACAGUAGCCGAUAGAGUUGCGGCUGGUAGAGUUGCUGUCUCGCAGCUCCAUCGUCCCAAGUUCCAUCCUGACCUCAGGUGCUACCUGCGCGGAGUUUGCACGUUUGCAUGUUUUUCUUGUGACCACGUGGGUUUCCAACCGGGUGCUCCAGUUUCCUCCCACAUCCCAAAGACAGGUAGGUUUGUGGGUUAAUUGGCCCUCUGUAAAAUUUCCCCUCAUGUUUAGGUAGUGGAUGAGAAGAUGGGAUAACAUAGAACAUGUGUGAAGGGGUAAUCGGUGGCUGGUGGGCCAAAGGGCCUGUUCCAUACUGUAUCUCUAAAGCUAAAACCCAAAACAAAUACAGAACAGCCACCCUCUUUUGACCCUACGGCUUUCCCUCUAUCCCCAUCCCACCCCUAUCUCCCUCAAUCCUCCAUCUCCCUCUAUAUUCCCUCUUUCUCCAUCCCUCCCCACAUCCUAGUUCUCCGACCAGUCUGACUGCCCUGAUUAAAUGUUAUAUGUGUAUGCUUCCUUGUCACCUUACCCCAGCUAGCAAUGAUCCAUUCUACAUUUUCCUUGCUCUGCGUCCCCUUUGACAUCUCGUUUUCACACCUCACCCUUCCAUAUCUCCGUGUCUUCGCUCUCCCCUGACUCUCAGUCUGAAGAAGGGUCUCGACCCAAAACGCUACCCUUUCCUCCUCUACAGAGAUGCUGCGUGUCCCGCGGAGUUACUCCAGCAUUUUGUGUCUAUCAUCGCUGCGAACCAGCAUCUGCAGUUCCUUCCCACGCCUUCGGCCCACAAUGUCCAUGCCGAACAUGGUGCCGUUAAACUCAUCUCCUCCGCCAUUUCAUCCCAGGAGAACGUUACUGUGAAGCACAUUGGCCCACAUUACUACAUUAAAGGCGCUCUUUAAAUUAGUUUAGUUUAGUUUGGAGAUACGGCGCGGAAACAGGCCCUUCGGCCCACCGAGUCCGCACUGACCAGCGAUCCCCGCACGUUAGCAGUACACUAUCCUACACACACUAGUGACAAUUUAAAAUUCAUGACAACCCUGGACGUCUUUGGAGUGUGGGAAGAAACCGAGGAUCUCGGAGAAAACCCACGCAGGUCACGGGGAGGACGUACAAACUCCGUAUAGCCAGCACCCGUAGUCAGGAUCGAACAUGCAUCUCUGGUGCCUCAAGCGCUGUGAGGCAGCAACUCUACCGCUGCGCCACCAUGACACCCUGUCAAAACACUUACUCUUGAUAGGUUCCAGUGGCUGUGACAGAUGCCGGUUGCCUGAGUGUUGGAGAGAGUGAGCUCUAUCCAAAUCUAACAUCCUUUCCAAUGGGUUUUUUCCAGCCACAAGCCACACCAAGUGACUUGAUUUCAUUUAUUCCCUGGCGAUCUUCAAAAGGCUGGGAAUAGGCACAGUGAACAGAUUUGUUCUUUGUCAAUCCUCCCAUGGUUGCCACGGAGAGAGAUCAGAACCUAUCACGCCCGCACCCGGGUGAUACUUUGGGACCACGCGCUGUCCACGGGCGGCGAGGGGGAUUUCCGGGACCGUUGGUCUCCACGUGGGGUGGAAGUCAUCCUCAAUAAGGAUUGUAAUAUAGUUGUAUAGUGGUUUAUUCAGUAUAUCUGUUGUCUUGUCUUAUGGUGGUGGGUUUUGUUUUGAUUUAUUUGGUACUGUAAAUAUCAUUGUUAAUAAUUGAAUAAAUCAUUUUUGGUUAAAAAAAUAAUAAAUAAA
This is a messenger RNA of Leucoraja erinaceus (little skate), 2746 nucleotides long. It is a transcript of the gene efcab11, whose product is annotated as EF-hand calcium binding domain 11. The coding region runs from base 177 to 650 and encodes 157 amino acids. The transcript is spliced from 7 exons. Lineage: Eukaryota; Metazoa; Chordata; Chondrichthyes; Rajiformes; Rajidae. Gene Ontology annotation, molecular function: calcium ion binding. Gene Ontology annotation, cellular component: cytoplasm. The record is from RefSeq and is a predicted model, not a curated record.